AAGACUUUUCGUUACAUGGGCCAACGAUGUUAGAAGUCUCACGUACAUCUCUCGCUCUACAUACAUUUUUUUUCAGGCAGUUUACCCUUUUCUGUAUCUGCAGCCGUUGCCGUAGCUCCCCCUUCUCUCUCCGUGUGUUUUCACCUGAGCUGGAGCAGAGAUUCUGUGGGUGAAUGCGAGCUGUAUUGAUUUUCUAAUCCCCCGCCUCGGUUUUCCUUAUAAAUACCCGUCUCCUUUCUCCACCACUUCAAACAAUCGAGCUCUGGUCUUACUUGAAAGCUCCCCAAGGAUGUCUCUGUUCUCUGUUACACUCCCACUCUGCUUCUGUUUCUUGUCAUGUGUUUUCUGCCUCUCUAUCUUUUGGUCUUGGGCCACCGGCUUCUUUUCAUGCCGCAGAAGCCGCAAUAAACUAUCCUUACCCCCUGGCUCCAUGGGCUGGCCUUAUGUUGGAGAGACCUUCCAACUCUACUCCCAGAAUCCGAAUGCUUUCUUCUCACAGAAACAGAGGAGGUAUGGCUCGAUCUUCAAGACACACAUACUGGGCUGCCCGUGCGUAAUGCUCACGAGCCCAGAGGCUGUCCGGUUUGUGUUGACUCAGGCUCGUCUCUUCAAGCCAACAUUUCCGGCGAGCAAAAUGAGGAUGCUAGGAAGGGAGGCCAUCUUCUUCCACCAAGGGGACUACCACUCCAAAUUGAGAAAGCUGGUCGUCAGAGCCUUCUUGCCGGAAUCCCUCAGGAACAAGGUCGCUCCUAUAGACUCUGUUGCCCUCGACGCUCUGCGUUCUUGCGACGGACGAUCUGUAACUGCUUUCCUGGAGAUGAAGACGUACGCUUUCAACGUUGCCCUGCUCUCAAUUUUCGGCAGAGAUGAGUGCUUUGACAGGGAAGAGCUGAAGAAACUGUAUUACGUCUUGGAAAAGGGCUACAAUUCCAUGCCUGUUAGUAUCCCUGGAACUCUGUUCAACAAAGCAAUGAAGGCAAGGAAGAAAUUAAGCUUAAUCGUGGCACAGAUCCUUUCAACUAGGCGGCAACAGAAAGGAGCGCAACACAAUGAUUUGCUGAAUUCAUUUAUGAAGGAGGAGGCCCUCACUGACGGUCAGAUUGCAGACAAUGUCAUUGGGGUGAUAUUUGCUGCCAGAGAUACCACUGCUAGUGUGCUCACAUGGAUCCUCAAGUAUUUGGCAGAGAACCCAUCUGUUCUAAAAGCAGUGACGGAGGAACAAGAGGCAAUAAGGAGGACUAAAGAGAGCAGCUAUGGGGACAAGUCCCUUACUUGGGCAGACACAAGGAAUAUGCCUAUAACAUCUCGGGUGAUAUUGGAAGCAAUGAGAGUAGCCUCUGUUCUGUCAUUUACUUUUAGAGAAGCUGUGGAAGAUGUUGAAUAUGAAGGGUACCUGAUACCAAAAGGAUGGAAGGUCUUGCCUUUGUUCAGGAACAUUCAUCACAAUCCUGAUAUUUUUCCUGAGCCCGAAAAAUUCGAUCCUUCGAGAUUUGAGGUUGCUCCUAAGGCCCAUACUUUCUUGCCAUUUGGAAAUGGCAUCCACUCAUGUCCAGGCAAUGAGUUGGCAAAGUUGGAGAUGUUGGUCCUCCUCCAUCACCUAACCACAAAGUACAGGUGGACCAUCUUGGGGUCACAGGAUGGAAUUCAAUAUGGCCCAUUCGCUCUCCCUCAGAAUGGACUGCCCAUCAAGUUAUCUCGUAAAGACAUGGCUUAGAGGAAGCCAUUCAAAAGGGAAAUGGAGGAGAAAGCACCAACAAACAGGAACUUCCGGUAAAACAUACGAAGGGAUCAGGCAUAUCAUGAUCAUCUAAAGAAGAACACAAAGAGAUGGAGCUGAAGUCUUCAAAGUUCGGCUGUGGGGUUUUCAGCAAUUUUGUAUGGACCCUCAACGAACAGAAACUUGUCAUAGUUGCAGAGAAAUAAGGGUAGUUAAGAGGAGCUACAUAUUUGACAGAGGAAGGCCUUUCUUUUUCUAGCAAAGGGCUAGGAGAAAGAGGUGGGGGACAAGUGCUGCCAUAAUGUAUACAGAAAGUAACGCAGAAAAGAAAUUUUGUACAUGGUGAAAGGGCACCCUGUAAUCUUGUUGCAAUGAGACAAGGACACCAGUGCCACUCAUCAAUCAUUUUAUCAUUAUUGAUCUGUAUUUUACCAGAGAGAGAGGGAGAGAGAGAAUGUAAGUAGCAGUACGUGCCACGCGAGCCUCUGCGUGUGGUCCUGCUUUCUUCUGUAUCUGCUCCAUGUGAUCUUCUUGGGUCGUCGUUUUCGACCACUGAAUGUAAGGAAGAAGGAUCUAAGCCGAUCUUCAAAAUCA
Nymphaea colorata (pocket water lily) is the source of this 2311-nucleotide messenger RNA. Its product is annotated as abscisic acid 8'-hydroxylase 1-like. Bases 290 to 1714 code for a protein of 474 amino acids. NCBI's taxonomy places the organism in Eukaryota, Viridiplantae, Streptophyta, Magnoliopsida, Nymphaeales, Nymphaeaceae. Gene Ontology annotation, biological process: sterol metabolic process; abscisic acid metabolic process. The record is from RefSeq and is a predicted model, not a curated record. Gene Ontology annotation, molecular function: heme binding; oxidoreductase activity, acting on paired donors, with incorporation or reduction of molecular oxygen, NAD(P)H as one donor, and incorporation of one atom of oxygen; iron ion binding. The transcript is spliced from 7 exons.